AUGGAUGAGAGUGUUAUUGUUCCAUUAGUGGAAACUUCAGAGACACCAAAAUUGGAAGAUACUACUUUGUAUAAAAUUACUCCAAGCACAUUCCAACAAUCCCCAACAUUAUUAGAAAUUCCAGAAAAUAUUGCUACUUCAUGUGAAGAAACAGUUAUUCAAUUGACUCAACAGUUAUCAUUAAAUACUGUUUCUACUUCACUUG
This is a messenger RNA of Paraglomus occultum, 205 nucleotides long. The record is from the annotation of a GenBank genome assembly. NCBI's taxonomy places the organism in Eukaryota, Fungi, Glomeromycota, Glomeromycetes, Paraglomerales, Paraglomeraceae.